AUGUCCCAUCAAACCCACCACCCACCAGCGCCUACAUCGCGACGCCAUCCAUUCACAAAUGCUAUCAAUCAGCCUCUAGUCCAGCAAGUGCCCGGAACACCUCCCAAGCCACAACAGAAGGCUAAACAGCCUUCAUCUCCGCCUUUGCCGAGACAGAAUAGCAAAACAACGCCUCCUUCUCCCCCUAAGAUAAUCACCGAUGCAGGUCGAUCACUACAGUUUCAACGUGUUGGCUUUUUGGGCGAGGGCGGGUUUGCUCGUGUAUACGAAGUCAAGGAUGUCCGAGGCACAAGACUUGCCUGUAAGGUCGUUACCAAGGAUUCUCUCAAGACUAAAAAGGCCAAAACUAAACUCUAUGCAGAAAUCAAGAUUCAUCGUUUUUUGGCGCACCCCAAUAUCGUUCGUUUCCAAGAUUGCUUUGAAGAUGACCAGAACGUCUACAUGACCCUCGAACUCUGUCAAAGUGGCUCUCUCAUGGAUAUGCUCCGCCGGCGCCGCCGAUUCCAAGAAGCUGAAGCCCGAUAUUUUAUGACCCAGCUCAUUGGUGCAUGCCACUACAUGCACACUCACCAGGUCAUUCAUCGAGAUCUUAAGCUGGGCAACUUGUUCCUAGAUAUCAAUAUGAACAUCAAAGUAGGCGACUUUGGCCUUGCUGCCCUUAUUGAGAAUCCAGGAGAGAGAAAGAAGACGAUUUGCGGAACACCAAAUUAUAUUGCUCCAGAGGUGCUAUUCGACACUGCGAAUGGCCAUAGCUUCGAGGUUGACACAUGGUCGAUCGGAGUGAUAUUGUAUACCCUCGUGGUAGGCCGCCCACCAUUCCAGACUAAGGAUGUCAAAGACAUAUACAAGAGGAUUCGUGAUAAUGUUUACGAAUUUCCAUCCGAGCGCACUCCAUCGCACGACGCUCGUGACCUGAUUCAACAAAUCCUCACGCCCGAUCCGCAACAACGCCCCACCUUGCACGAAAUUGUUGACCAUCCCUUCUUUACGAUGGGUAUCGUCCCUGCAUUUAUUCCCCAGUCUGCACAUGACUCCAUUCCAGAUUAUCGAUUCGUUACUCGAGCGGAGUCUGUAAUCAAUUUCCAGAAGCUCAAGAAGAGUGUCCUCUUGGACGACGACGUAAUGGAUAUAUCGGUCCCGACAGUACAGGAGGAAGUGGAAGUCAACACAAACAAGGCGAAGAACACUAUAACUUCGAGCAUUGCCCAGCAAGAAAAGGAAUUCCAAAAGGCAGUACAGCCUGGAAGCCCUAUAUCUGCACUGUUGAGUUCCGCGAGGCAGCCCUUGCUUAUGUCCACCAGUGGAACCAAGGAAUCGCCGUUAUUCAGGAAAUUGCAGGCGGCCAAGAAGGAUAUAAAAUCUCCUGUUCGUGGGGUUAGAAGUACCAGAGGAUUGCAGGAUAUUGCGGAGGAAGAUAUGAUACAGCAGAAGGGACAACGAGAGAGAAACCAGGAUGAAGUAAGACAGAAGGAACUUGAAUCGCAGAAGGCGAGGAUUGUUGCCCAGAUGGCACCUGGAAGCGCUCUAGGGACUACCUUCCCUACUGACGAGCAAGAGAACCUUCCUCCUCUUAAAAAGGAAAGCAAAGGGAAAGAAAGGGUCAAAGAAGUAUUCAAAGACAUCGCUACAGAAUUGCCCACCACUUCUCCAACUCCCAAGUUGAACGGCUUCGACGCUGCGGCACAUACUUUGACUCUUGCGUUUGAUGCUUUGGAUUCCAAUAAGUUGUUCAGGGACCCACGCGAGGACAUUAACAUCCCCGAUGAAAGAGUUUUCAUCGUGUCUUGGGUCGAUUACUGUAACAAGUACGGAAUGGGCUACGCCCUCACUGAUGGUUCUGUUGGUGUACAUUUCAACGAUAGUACGACACUAGUUUUAUCAGCCGACAAGCAUCAUUUCGAUUUUAUCUCUUCUCGAAGGCAUGGGACGAUCUACGUCAGGAAGAACUAUACUGUGUCGGAAUAUCCCGAAGACUUGAAGAACAAAGUUUACUUGUUGAAGCAUUUCGAGCGUUACAUUAUGGACAGGCUAUAUGGUGAAUAUGAAUACACAUUUGAAGACGUCGACCGAGCGAAAGGAAUGGAUUUCGUGCAAAAGUACCUGCGCAUGAAGCACGUUAUUGUCUUUAAGAUGAGUCACGAUGUCUUACAGUUUAAUUUUUACGACCACUCAAAAGUUAUCCUCUCCUCCCACGGCCUCUUAGUGACUCAUAUCGACAAGAAUUACAAGCUUUCCCGGUGGACGCUGAGUGAAAUCAUGGCACAGGCCUUGAAGUCACCUGCUGCCGACUCGGAUCAGGCUAAAUUUCACCAGCGGCUGGUGGAUAAGCUCAAAUAUUGCAAGGAGGUACUGACAUCUAUCCGAAACGUUAGUCAAACUGCUGGGGAGGCUGGCGGUGAGGAAGAUGGUACGAUGGGGAUGGGACUUAUUAGCGCGAAGACUUCAAAGGUUUCUCUCCGAUAAAGGACUUCGCGAGAUAGAUGACAUUAGGUCACCAAUUCUCAAUCAUACAUGCUCAUGGACCCAUAGCGACAUGCAAGGCAGCGUGUUUCUUGAAUUCUCCACAAUAGUCACCGUGUUGUCAAUGUUUCAUUUUACUCUUUUAUAGCUUGGUGCCGUCGUCGUAGCAUGCAUUCC
This is a messenger RNA of Serpula lacrymans var. lacrymans S7.9, 2637 nucleotides long. RefSeq lists its product as uncharacterized. Gene Ontology annotation, cellular component: cytoplasm; centrosome; spindle pole. Gene Ontology annotation, biological process: mitotic cell cycle; protein phosphorylation; regulation of protein localization to mitotic spindle pole body. Bases 1 to 2463 code for a protein of 820 amino acids. Lineage: Eukaryota; Fungi; Basidiomycota; Agaricomycetes; Boletales; Serpulaceae. The record is from RefSeq and is a predicted model, not a curated record. The transcript has 7 exons. Gene Ontology annotation, molecular function: ATP binding; protein binding; protein kinase activity.